Rasamsonia emersonii CBS 393.64 is the source of this 2340-nucleotide messenger RNA. Its product is annotated as PHD and RING finger domain protein. The coding region runs from base 1 to 2340 and encodes 779 amino acids. The record is from RefSeq and is a predicted model, not a curated record. Lineage: Eukaryota; Fungi; Ascomycota; Eurotiomycetes; Eurotiales; Trichocomaceae. The transcript is spliced from 5 exons.
AUGUGUACGGAUGUUUCUACACCAUUUGCUGUGCCAGUCAUUGACAGCGAUGACUGGACUGACUGGGUACAUGGAAGGGUCUUGUCAGCAGUUCAGGAACAACAGGCCACCAUACGAGGUAGCAUACGACUGAAAUCGCAGCCGAGUCCCCGCAACGUGGCGUUCUCCCCUGUGGACCCCAAGGCGCGCCUCCCAGGCCAGGACGCUAAUCGGAGACAAUAUGUCAUCUGGAAGCAACUCGAUGGUUUCCAGACGCUGGAGCACAUGUAUUCGUUCGUAUGUCUGCUCAGCUCGACUGCUGACCGAUUCCUGACGCGACGACUGGCUCACGGGACCGGUCACGUUGCCAGCCAAACCCGUUUGGCGUUAGCGCGCUGGCCGGGGGCCUUCAAAAGGCGGCCCGCUCGCAGUCCCCUCCGUGCAUCUGCUUCUUCUCUGCUUGCCCUUCUCUCUUCGCUGCACCCCAGAUCGUCCCUGGAAUUGCUCUUCAUGCCUUCUCUCAGAGACCUUGGCGGAGGCGCCAGCCCAUCCCCCGUCGCCGAGGCUGUGCCAAGACCUGACGAUAAUAAUGAUGAUGAUGGCGGCAACGUCACCAUCGAUACCAAACCCCAGGUCCGUUCCCCCCGAGGAGCCGGGGAUGGCGAGGAGGAUCCGGGUCAGAUCGCCCAUCUGCUGCCCUGCGGCCACAUCCUCCAUAACAAUUGCUUGAAACCCUGGGUGGAGCGGGCCAACAGCUGCCCCAUCUGCCGGCAGAGCUUCAAUGUGGUCGAGCUGAGUGACACUCCUGGAGGCCCCGUGAUCUCGUCCUAUGUCGUUCAGGAUAAGGUCCAGGUUCCGGACGUGGACCCGUCCAUGAUCGUCGAAGAGGUCACCGACGAUUCGGACUCGCAGCCGUGUGCUAUCUGCGGUAGCAAUGACAACGAGGAGGUUCUGCUCUUGUGUGACGGCUGUGAUGUGCCAUCGCACACAUACUGCCUUGGUCUGGAUGCAAUACCGUUUGAGGCAUGGUACUGUGACCAGUGCGAGGCUCAGCGGGCCAUUGGUGCCGUGUCUGACGCAUCCAGCAGACUGUCACGGAGGCGACCGGAGCGACGAACCCGGGCUCAGCAGCGGAGGCUUCGCAUCCACAACCAAGCCAACUCUCUCCAAUGGGCCCGGGUAUGGCAGUCGGUCUAUGAUAGCCUGAACCUCGACCUCGAUUUCCCGUUCGACGACGACCAGACGGUCGACCGUUUCCUGCAGCAGAAUCGGCGACAGGCUGCACAGCGACGGGACUUUCGAUCAUGGCAGCGCCGCUACCAGAUCGCCGAGCGACAAGGCGGAGGACACCGCUUCCGAGAGCCGGCGGAGAUCCUGGAUGAAUACGCACCACGGCCGUCGCGACCACGGGUUCCACGAGCUCCCACCCCGGAACCGGAAUCGUUAGAGGAGAUGAGAGCGUGGAACGCCUUUGAGCGCGCGCGAGAACUGGAGAACGAUCCCAGUGCGGCACGCAAGCGCAAGUCGCCCACGCUCUCUCCGUCUCCUGAGCCUGCCGAACCGGAGCGGAAGUUGAAACGGCCACGGACCAGGCGACCGGAGGAACUGGCGGCGAUGGCGCAGAAUGGUGAAACGUCGCGGUCGGCGGCACGUCUGAAUGCGGAGAACAAUUCUGGCGGGCCCAGCUUUCUGCAGUCUCUCCUGAAAGAGGUGGAAGAGGCGUAUGCGAAUCGGAAUAAUAACUCUGUGGGGCCCUCUGCUCAGUCGUGCAAUACACCUACUGAUUACCCUAACACGUCGGGGCCUUCCUCCCCUUCGUUGUCGCCUGCCUCGUCGAACCCUGCAUCACCACGGUUGUCCUCGACCAGCCCUCCCCCACACAUGAGGAGGCGACCCGUGUCACCAGUGCAAUUGGGGUCGUCAUCGGACGCGGUCUCACCGUCGUCCCCAUCGCCGGAUUUCUCACCGUCAGUCUCUCCAGUCCAGGAUCGAGAUGCUGAAACUCGACGUGCUCGUCCUGACGCGUCGCAUGUUCGAGGAUCUCGUCGCGCGGAGAAGUCUGCGGGGCCAUCAGCGAGGUCGAAUGACGGCUCUCCGUCACGGAAUGGUCUUCCUCUGUCGGUGAAGACAGAUGUGCAGAAAUUGGUGGGCGCGGAGCUCAAACCGUUCUACCGUCGCAAGGAGAUCUCCAAAGAGGAGUACACCGACAUCAACCGCACCAUCUCCCGCAAGCUGUAUGAGCGGGUGGGUGAGGUUGAGACGUUGGAAGGCGAGACACUGGCGCAGUUGAAGGAGGUCGCCAAGGAGGAAGUCCAGAAGGCGGUGGAAGCGUUACAAGAGAAAAAACGCAACGAGCAAUAA